Thunnus maccoyii (southern bluefin tuna) is the source of this 2862-nucleotide messenger RNA. Its product is annotated as threonine--tRNA ligase 1, cytoplasmic-like. The transcript is spliced from 19 exons. Gene Ontology annotation, biological process: threonyl-tRNA aminoacylation. The record is from RefSeq and is a predicted model, not a curated record. NCBI's taxonomy places the organism in Eukaryota, Metazoa, Chordata, Actinopteri, Scombriformes, Scombridae. Gene Ontology annotation, cellular component: cytoplasm. Gene Ontology annotation, molecular function: ATP binding; threonine-tRNA ligase activity. Bases 41 to 2485 code for a protein of 814 amino acids.
GGAAGUCAGCUGUCAUUGUGGCUAUGGUGGUCAUUUAAAGAUGGCGGAGUGCUUGGCUGCACGUUUGGCAGCUCAGGAGGAGCAAAUCCGGCUUCUCGCCGGGGAAAUCUCCUCUCUUCGGGAUGGACUAAGCCGAGGUGGUCUGAACGCCACCGGAGCUGCUGUGAUCACCCCGGAGCUGGAGACCCUGAGGACGGAGAAUGAGAAGCUGAAGUACCGGCUGCUGCACCUCCGUCGGGGUCUGCAGGCAGAGCUGCAGCUGGAGGAGGUGGCGCAGGGCGAGAGACAGCACUCAGCCAAGUGUGGCAGGGGUCCGGAGAGAAACACCAGUAAAGAGCAGCAGAUACACAACCGAGUGGAUAAAAAGGUUGCAGCCCCAGUGACCAAACCAGGUGACAGGAACAAGGAGAAGAAGCAGGAUAAGGGACAAGGAGCUGGAGGUGUGAAAGAGCUGAAGCCUUGGCCUGGAUACAUUGCAGAGCGCCUCAGCCUCUAUGAAGAGCUGAAGACGGAGAGUGAUGCCCUCCUGGCCCAGAGAGCUGCAAACAGCAAGCCCAUUACGGUGGAGCUGCCCGACGGACAUAAGGUGACGGGCAAGGCUUGGGUCACCACCCCAUACCAACUGGCCUGCGACAUCAGCCAGGGCCUGGCUGACAAUGCAGUGAUAUCUCGGGUCAACGGGGAGCUCUGGGACUUGGACAGACCUCUCGAGCAGGACUGCUCUCUUGAGAUCUUGCGCUUUGACAAUGAGGACGCUCAGGCUGUGUACUGGCACUCCAGUGCUCACAUCUUGGGGGAGGCAAUGGAGCACUUUUAUGGAGGUUGUUUAUGUUAUGGACCCCCCAUAGAGAAUGGCUUCUACUACGACAUGUUCCUGGAUGGACAAAAGGGAGUGUCCAGCACUGAGUUUGGGGACUUGGAGACUUUGUGUAAGGGUGUGGUGAAGGAAAAACAGCCUUUUGAGAGGCUGGAGGUCAGCAAGGAGACACUGCUGAAGAUGUUUAAGUACAACAAAUUCAAGUGCCGCAUUCUGAAUGAAAAAGUCACCACCCCCACUACAACAGUCUACAGAUGCGGGCCCUUGAUUGACCUGUGCAGGGGUCCCCAUGUAAGACAUACAGGCAAGAUCAAGGCCAUGAAGAUCUAUAAGAACUCUUCCACCUACUGGGAGGGGCGCUCUGACAUGGAGACACUUCAGAGGAUCUAUGGGAUUUCUUUCCCGGACUCAAAGAUGCUGAAGGAGUGGGAACGUUUUCAGGAGGAGGCCAAGAAUAGAGACCAUCGCAAGAUUGGCAAAGACCAGGAGCUGUUCUUCUUCCAUGAUCUGAGCCCUGGCAGUUGUUUCUUCAUGCCACGGGGAGCCUACAUCUACAACACCCUCACUGAGUUCAUCAGGGAUGAGUAUUGGAGAAGAGGCUUCCAGGAAGUAGCCUCCCCCAACAUCUAUAACAGCAAACUGUGGGAGACAUCUGGCCAUUGGCAACACUACAGCGAAAACAUGUUCUCCUUCCCUGUGGAGGAUGACAUCUUUGCACUGAAGCCCAUGAACUGUCCCGGACACUGUUUGAUGUUCAGCCACAGGCCUCGCUCAUGGAGGGAGCUUCCUCUGAGGCUGGCGGAUUUCGGGGUCCUCCACAGGAACGAGCUGUCAGGAACACUUACUGGGCUCACCAGAGUGCGGCGUUUCCAACAGGACGACGCUCAUAUUUUCUGCACGAUGGAUCAGAUCGAGUCAGAGAUGAAGGGCUGUCUUGACUUCCUCCGCUGUGUUUACGAUGUGUUCGGCUUCUCCUUCCAGCUUCACCUCUCCACUCGUCCAGAGAAGUACCUGGGUGACAUCGCUGUGUGGAACCAAGCUGAGAAGCAAUUGGAGAACAGCCUGAAUGAGUUUGGGGAGCCAUGGAAACUCAACCCUGGAGACGGUGCUUUUUAUGGACCCAAGAUUGACAUCAAGAUCAAAGAUGCAAUUGGACGUUACCACCAGUGUGCAACCAUUCAGCUGGACUUCCAGCUGCCCAUCCGCUUCAACCUGACCUUUGUGGGGAAGGACGGGGAUGACAAAGCCCGGCCAGUAAUCAUCCAUCGUGCCAUCUUGGGCUCAGUUGAGAGGAUGAUUGCCAUUCUCACAGAGAACUAUGCAGGAAAAUGGCCUCUGUGGCUCUCUCCACGUCAGGUGAUGUUAGUGCCUGUCAAUCCCUCCUGUGAGGAAUAUGCCAAGAGGGUUUGUAAGCAAUUUACUGAAGCUGGUAUCAUGGCGGAUGCUGACCUGGACUCUAGCUGUCUUUUGAACAAAAAAAUCCGCAAUGCUCAGCUGGCCCAAUAUAACUUCAUUCUCGUGGUCGGAGAGAAGGAGAAGAUGACUAACAGCGUCAAUGUGCGCACAAGGGACAACAAAGUCCACGGAGAACUGUCGGUGGCUGAGGUGCUGGCCCGCCUGACCCUGCUCAAACAGUCCCGCUGUCAGAACGCAGAGGAGGAGUUCUGAUAGAGACAAAGAACAAACCGGACAUUUGAAUACCUCAGUCUUCUCUUAGAACUACAGUCAGAUGAGCAGGAAAGGGAGAAAUUACAUGUCACAUAAAAGUGGUACAGGGAAAGUGUAAUACACAGGACAGAAGUCAGAAAGUGAAACUGCUGAACUGAUGGAUAGACCUGUAAGUAAAUGAACGGGGCUGCAACUUGCCCACAAGGUUACAUGUGCAGGAUGACUGUGGUGUUUUCAGUAUGUAUGUGGUCUUGGUAAUUUAAGAAAACAAUGCAUCGUCACAAUGAAGGCUGUGUGAAUUUAGCACUGAGUUGUUUCACAAAGAUCUGUCUCUGUGGGGAACUGUGUAUGACCAGAAAUAAAGUAAAACUGCUGAA